Anoplopoma fimbria (sablefish) is the source of this 1329-nucleotide messenger RNA. RefSeq names its product reticulocalbin 3, EF-hand calcium binding domain (gene rcn3). Gene Ontology annotation, cellular component: endoplasmic reticulum. Bases 66 to 1022 code for a protein of 318 amino acids. The record is from RefSeq and is a predicted model, not a curated record. Gene Ontology annotation, molecular function: calcium ion binding. Lineage: Eukaryota; Metazoa; Chordata; Actinopteri; Perciformes; Anoplopomatidae. The transcript is spliced from 8 exons.
CGCGGACUGAUCUGCUGCUCAAACUGCGAAGGGCGGUGUCGCGAGAAGCUGGCAAUAAACUGUCAAUGAUGCUGCUGCUGAAGUCACUAGCAUCCCUGUGCAUCCUGGCCGCUGCUGCCUUUGCAGUCCCUGCUCAGGAGAAGCGCAUCCAUCAUCAGGCUGACCUGAGUGAACGUGGCCACGACGACACUCACGGCUUUCAGUACGACCAUGAGGCCUUCCUGGGCAAGGAGGAGGCCAAGACCUUUGAUCAGCUGACCCCCGAGGAGAGCAAAGACAAAUUAGCGAAGAUUGUGGACCGCAUUGACAUGGACAAGGAUGGCUACAUCAACCAUGCAGAGCUGCACUAUUGGAUCAAACACCGGCAGAGGAGUUACAUUGCGGAGAAUGUGAACAAACACUGGAAGGACUACGAUCAGAACAAAGACGGAAAGAUAGGCUGGGAGGAGUACAAAAACACCACCUACGGCUACUAUCUGGGCGAGGAGUUUGAUGACAUUGAAGACAAGGCCACCUAUAAGCCCUUGCUCACCCGGGACGAGAGGCGCUUCAAGACAGCCGACCGAGACGGUGACGGUACCGCCACACGUGAGGAGUUCACUGCCUUCCUUCACCCGGAGGAGUAUGAUUACAUGAGAGACGUGGUAGUGCAGGAAACAAUGGAAGACAUCGAUAAGAACGGCGAUGGCAAGAUCGACUUAACUGAGUACAUUGGUGACAUGUUCACACCAGAGGAUGGGGACAGCGAGCCGGACUGGGUCCAGACAGAGAGGAAACAUUUCUCAGAGUUUAGAGAUGCCAACAAGGAUGGCUACAUGGAUGCUGGUGAGGUGGCCGACUGGGUCUUGCCAGGAGAGGUCGACCAUGCUGACAAUGAAGCCAAACACCUGAUCCAUGAGACGGACACCGACAAGGACCAGAAAAUAACCAAGAAGGAGAUUGUGGCCAACUGGAACAUGUUUGUGGGCAGCCAGGCGACCAAUUACGGGGAGGACUUAACAAAGAGACACGAUGAACUUUGAUGAGCUGUCAGAAGCUCAUUGGGAGAAUGUGGUUACCAUGGUUUCGGGGUGGGGGUUCUGACUUUGGUCCCACAUGCACAUACACACAGACACAAGAAUCCUUUUAAAUUCAGCAUUCACUCACAUACUGUGUAUGUGAAAACAGACGCUACACUUCUCUCUUCAUUUACACAUCUUUGUGGGGUUUUAACUGAGAUGACACAUUCCUGUUGUCUGAUGAAAACUGUGUAUCUCCAGAAUUACAAACCAACCAAACUGUGGAUAAUGUCCAACAUUCACUGGCAUCCAGCUGACAGUUUGGUUUUUU